Messenger RNA from Carassius carassius (crucian carp), 2522 nucleotides. Its product is annotated as antigen peptide transporter 2-like. Gene Ontology annotation, molecular function: ATP hydrolysis activity; ATP binding; ABC-type oligopeptide transporter activity. Bases 230 to 2413 code for a protein of 727 amino acids. The record is from RefSeq and is a predicted model, not a curated record. Gene Ontology annotation, biological process: transmembrane transport. The transcript has 12 exons. Lineage: Eukaryota; Metazoa; Chordata; Actinopteri; Cypriniformes; Cyprinidae. Gene Ontology annotation, cellular component: membrane.
GUACAACGUCAUGAACCGUCAUACGCACAAGACAGAGCAAUAUGAAAUAAAAACGUUUUUUAUGCACACUACCUCGUUUUAAACAAACUAUGCGGCUUUUAAAUGUAUUUUCUAAGUCGAUUAUCAUAUUCGUAAUCGAAAUGGAUCUGAAAACCAGCUUUGACGCCGCCCAGAAGUGUGAAAGUGAAACCAAAAGUGAACUUGCGACAAACUGCAACGGGAGAAGCUAAUGAUGACCUCAGAGGCUCACCCCAUCUAUAGAACCGUGGCAGUGCAUUUCUGCCUGUUGUGCUGUGAUCUUGCCAUCUGGGCUUGUGUGUGGUUGGCACUGUUGUGGCUGGAUGGAGAGGGCAGUCUGGAUCUAUGGUGUCUGUGGGCUCUCAGGGCCAUCAGCUGUGUUGUGCUUUAUGCAUUGAGCACAAUUUUUGCUGACAGCAGCAUUCAGCCUCUCCUGAAGCGCUGGGUAGCUCUACUGAGCUUCCUACCGCCAGUGUUUGACAGUAUGCAGACAAUGCUGCAAGGGACCAUGAGAGGCUUCACUCCUGUUCCUGAUCCUGGCAUGGUGAUCCUGAGCUUAGCUACAUCUACCCUCACAUAUAUUAUGUGGGAGAUGGCAUUCCCACAUGGUGGAUCAUCUAAGGGUGCCAGAAACCAGAAGAAAGAUGAAGAGGCCAAAGCACUCCUAAUGAGGGUCAUUCGAUACUCCAAGCCUGACUAUCUUCAUCUAGGGGCUGCAUUCCUCUUCCUCAGCCUGGCAGCACUGUUUGAGACAUUCAUCCCAUACUGCAUUGGCAAAGUUAUUGACAUAUUGAGUGGAAAGUACCAGCACACCAAUUUCUCAUGGGCUAUUGGACUCUUGGCACUUUGCUCACUCGGAAGCUCCUUGUUCAGUGGUUUGCGCGGCGGGAUGUUCAUGUGUAGCCUCAGCAGGCUCAACAAAAGAAUACGAAACAUGUUGUUCCAGAACCUCAUGAAGCAGGAGAUAAGCUUCUUUGAAGAAAACAAAACAGGAAGUCUCACGUCACGCUUGGUCUCUGACACUGAUAAAAUGGGUCGUUCUGUGGCCAUGAAUGUGAAUGUGUUACUGCGGAGUUUCGUGAAGACAUGUGGCAUGUUGUACUUUAUGCUGGGACUAUCCUGGCAGUUAACCCUCCUCACCUGCAUCGAAAUGCCACUUCUUGCUUUCAUUCAGAAUUCAUACAACAACAUCUCCCAGAAAAUAGCCAAAGAGCUUCAGGACUGUAAUGCAGAGACUACGGAGUUGGCAUCUUCUGUCAUUGGAUCGAUGAAGACUGUGCGCAGUUUUAAGGCAGAGCAUCAGGAGCAGCAGCGAUAUGAACAGACUCUUAACCGAAAGCUCCAGGUUCUGAGGCGUAAAGGCAUAUACAGUGCCACCCAUCUCUUAAUACGCAGGUUCAUUACAGUAGGCUUGAAGGUAGCAAUGCUGUUCCUAGGCCGAAAUCUCAUCUCCUCUGGAAAGCUUAGCAGCGGCAGCCUCCUUGCAUUUGUAUUUUAUCAGAAGGACAUGGUGACCAACAUGAAGCAUCUUGUAUAUAUCUAUGGAGACAUGCUGAAUACCGUGGGAUCAGCAGUGAAGGUGUUCCAGCUGCUUGACAGGAAGACACAGAUGAGAGAGGCAGGUGAUUUGGCCCCAGAGAAAGUUGAGGGAAGAUUAACCUUUGAAAAGGUUACCUUUUCCUACCGCUCACGCCCUAAUGAAAAAGCACUUAAGUCUGUUACAUUGGAAUUGAGUCCAGGGAAGCUGACUGCGUUGGUAGGACCCUCAGGUGGUGGGAAGACCUCUUGUGUCUGCUUGCUGCAGAGGUUCUAUGAGCCACAAGAGGGUGAGGUGUUACUGGAUGGAGAACCUCUGUACCAAUACCAACACCAGUACUUACAUAAAAAGGUGGCAAUGGUAUCCCAGGAUCCUGUACUUUUCUCUGGCUCGGUGAAAUAUAAUAUUGAAUACGGUUUAAAGGACUGCACACUUGAAAGAGUAAAAGAAGCUGCUCAGAAAGCCAAUGCACACAACUUCAUAAGCAAACUGGAAGAAGGCUAUGACACAGAUGUUGGCGAGUGUGGUGACCAGCUGUCUGCAGGGCAGAAGCAGUGCAUUGCCAUAGCAAGAGCCCUGAUAAGAAACCCACAGAUUCUCAUCUUGGACGAGGCCACCAGCCACAUGGACUGCAGCACACAACAAGCUGUUCAAGAUGUGCUGAAUAACGUAAAGGAUCAGACAGUACUGGUGAUAGCUCAUCGUUUGGAGACUGUAGAGAAAGCAGACCACAUUAUCUUCAUGGAGGGAGGUGAAACCGUGGAGCAGGGAACACACCAGCAGCUCAUGGCUAAAGGCGGCAGAUACUAUCGGCUCAAAGAAAAGCUUUUCAAUCUGGAGACACAACCAGUGGACUAAAGUAUCAAAUACGUGGAUUUAUUUUACAGAAACUUUAAUACACACUCACAGACUGCAUUUACCCACAUUUAUUGUUGGUAAAUACUUAGUUUUGAUAAAUUAUAUUCUU